GGUAGGAUUUAUUUGUGAUUGGAGGGAUUUCACCUUUGAGGAAAACUGUACUGACCAAGUAAAACUUGGUGAAGGAAGCCUGAGUUAUUGGGUAAUUUAGGAAUAUUGGGAUUCUUGGUGAUGGAUCUUUAUAAUUACAGACUAAGCCUUUUUGCUAUUCAUAAAGUAUUUUUAAGAUAAGAAACCUAAGAAAUUGCUCGUUGUUGGUUAAAAAUAUCUUAAACUUAUUAGGUGAAAAUAGAACUUUUCUUGUAGUUUAUAAUAUUUUUAUGUGGAUUCAUAUCCAGAACUCAAUGUAAGCAUACUUUAUUUUUAGUAUACCUCAUAGAGAAUUAACCCUUCACACUUAAAAAAAUUACUAGAAGAUCUGUGGGACUAGCUUAACAAAAUUAAUUCAGGUUCAUAAAGGAAGGCCCUGGCUUUGGAAGUUAUUUAAUGGGAAACUUGGGUGGAAAAUACUCUCAUUAAAGUCUUCUUGAGGAAGAUCCUGAAAUAGGUGAAUCCAAAGAUAAGCUCUAAGAAAUCUAAACUAAGCAUAACAUGAUUGUAGAACUUCGCUGUUGAGCUCCAUUGGUUCCUUAACUAAGUCUUAAAGAUGCAACUUGUUGCCGAGUGGCCCAAAUUAUGCCUAAUUUUUAUUUACACAAUAAUCAUUUGUAAAAGAUAUAAAUCGACAAAGUUAUUGUUAAAUUUUAGAUAAUUUUUGAGUGUUCAGGCCUGGUACUCAUAAGACUACUUUUGAAAAUUAUGAUCGAAUCAUGUUUUAUCUGGUAUGUCUAUGUAGUGAAAGAUUUUCUACUUUCUCGUCUUUCUCACUAGCCUAGCUUCAAGUACAAAAAUGGUUGGUCACCAAAAUAAUCAUUGUCUUUAAAUUCAAUGUUAAUGUUUAAAGUCAAUGAUUGUAUAAAUUCAAAAUAAUAGGGAAACCAUAAGUCUGGACAUACCAAAAUAUUUACUUUUGGUUUGUCUCAUCAUUAAUCUCAACAGGAUUCAAUCAUUCAAAAGAUUUAGCCAUCAAUCUUAUGGUUAAAUAAGCUGCUAGCAAGCAAACAUUUUCAAAAGUCCUGAGUCAUCAAUCUCGGAUGCUUUAGUAUUUUAUUGCUUACUAAUUUGGCUGAAUCUCAAAUUUCAAAUUUUCUCAGAUAAUCCUCAUGUUUAAAACUAAUGGCUUAAAUAUAGUUAUUGCAUCGAUACUAGUUUAGGAUCAAUGAUCAUACAAAUAACAGAACUCCUUGUCUCAAAAUAUUUCAUGUUUCUUUGAUCUUCAGUGGAUAAAAUCUACUUAUACUUCGAUUGGGUUCUAAAUCUUUCUCACAAUAUUUACUAGUUCUGCCAGGAUAAGCGAAAAUACAUAAAUCAGAGUGUCCAUCCGAUGUGGGAUUACGAGACUGUGCUCCAGCAGAUGGAGCAGACCAGGCAGUGCUGCCCAAUUGCUUAAGAGAAUCAAUUAAAUAAUUGAGACUGUGAAUGCAGAGAUCUUCAGAAGUCUUCAAUAUCAGAGCAUUGACAAAGAAACCUGCAUCAAGAAAGUGAAAACGAAUACAAAGAGACUCAACCAAACCUGCUCAGCAGCAAACGAUUCAUGAGAGUCAAGAGAAUGGACAAAUAGCCCAUGACAAGGGAACUCAAAAAUCUAGUGAACUUAGUGAAAAUGACAAAGAGACCUUAGGAGACGCCAAAGGAAUCAUUAACAGAAGGAAAUGCUCUACAAAGCUCAACAUCAAAGCAAAAAUUAUUAAGCUUCGUGAUUACCUGCUCACAAAUAGUGAAGCAUCUUUUAAAUGUUCAAUGAAGAAAAGGAGAUGAUCCAAAGACACUACUUUGAAAAGACGCUCUAAGUACAUCGGAGUGUCCAAAAAUAAUACUCACUGGCAGGCUUUCAUCACCGUCAAAAGAGUCAAGAGAUACAUCGGAAUAUUCUUCGAUGAACUAGAGGCAGCCAGAACAUACGAUUUGUAUGCGGUCGCAAUGAAAUGGAAGAGCGCAUUCCUUAACUUUAACUAUAUUUGGUAUAAGAUGCUAGAAGUGAUAAAUUUCUAUCUAGCCCAAGGCAGAGUAAAUAUGGAACUACCUUAUGGGAAGUCAACCCAAGCGACAAUAAUGUAUCCUCUUAAUAUCCAACUCCAUUUCUGGUUAAUAAAUUUAGGAAUAAAUCGUAUAUUUUAAAUUCCGCCUAUCUAUGCUUCCACACUAAAACCUAAAGCCUUAUUGUUUGCCUUCUUUGGCUUAUGACAGAGACCAUGCUUCUUGAAGCCUGGCAUCUCACUGGCAACCU
This is a messenger RNA of Moneuplotes crassus, 2275 nucleotides long. The record is from the annotation of a GenBank genome assembly. Lineage: Eukaryota; Ciliophora; Spirotrichea; Euplotida; Euplotidae.